This is a messenger RNA of Schistocerca gregaria, 2278 nucleotides long. RefSeq names its product 2-aminoadipate transaminase. The transcript is spliced from 7 exons. Bases 737 to 2101 code for a protein of 454 amino acids. Gene Ontology annotation, molecular function: pyridoxal phosphate binding; L-2-aminoadipate:2-oxoglutarate transaminase activity. The record is from RefSeq and is a predicted model, not a curated record. NCBI's taxonomy places the organism in Eukaryota, Metazoa, Arthropoda, Insecta, Orthoptera, Acrididae. Gene Ontology annotation, biological process: biosynthetic process.
CUACAUUUUCCGUGACCACCUAUAUAUGCUAGUAUUUGUUUUAAUAACGUAGUCAUUUUAUUUGUUUCCUUUCUAAGUGUCAAAUAGAGUCAAAAACAAUUUUGGCGUUAUGACUACUUUAUUCAAAAUAAUGUAGCGUAUUUACUGAAAAUUAUUUCAUCAAUAUGCUUUUAUGUACAGUGUACCUUUUUCUUUUGCCCAAGUACUUAUGUAAAAUCUAGUUCAUUUUUCACUUUCAGAUAUUUGACAUAUUUUGUGAAGAAAAAUUAUAGGAAAACUAUCAAAGACCUAGAGAUACCACAGUCUAACAUAUGUUAGACUCUGGAGAUACCUUUACAAUAUGCCUCGGAACUAAUGCAAAUAAUAAUGAGUAAAAAGACGCGAAAACACAUGAAUCACAGCUGUAACUGAAGCAUGUGCACGGAGAAUAGGUUAACUCUAUUUCGAAUAAUACAACUUUGUGAUUGACAGAUAGCGGUAAUGCUGAUGUGCAGCAUCCCACAAUUCUCAGGACUCCGGAGACUGCAUUUGUAGCGAUGUAGAUGGUAUCGUACGACAAAAGCGCAGCCUGACUUGUAAGGGUAUCAACUUAAACGUAUGAAAAAACCUGUAGUGCAGUGUGCAUAAUCAUUUGUCUGUGAGCUGACAGACAGAAAAGAGUUUGAUUGUAUACUCUUCCUGUGCGGCCGGGAGUUGUACAGUGAUAACACGUAAUCGGUGUGACGGGGUAGAUAACAUGCUUUUAAUGAACAUGCGGCGCGUUAACGUCGCAGGACGCACUAAUCUGUUAAGGAAGCUCGUUCAACUGAGAACCAUGAUGGACAGCGCGAAAGCAAGCGACGAUCCGCAUCUCUUGCAUCUUUUCGAUGGAGGGCCUACUAACGUUUAUUCUAAGGAUCACGAUAAUUUGUCCGUUGGUGCUCCAGGCCCAGAUCUCCUGAGGCUUUGUGUGAAAAUCAUGCAGAACGCGACACUACACAGAAUGGAAAGUGAGAAAGAAAAUCCGUAUCUUUUCCAAUAUGGUAUUCCUUGUGGACUCUGGGAAUUUAGAGAAGAUCUUUCUCAUUUUCUAUCAGAACUUUAUGGUGGAAAUGUGAACAGGAAAGAUCUUGUGCUAACAUGUGGGGCAACACAUGGUCUUCAGCUGAUUCUGGGGACGUUCCUGUCUCCAAAUGCCGUUAUAUUUGUUGAGGAGGCUACAUACAUGAUUGCAUUGUCAGCUUUCAAACAGUAUCCUUUGAUGAAAAUAGUCCCAGUUCCUUUGAACAACGAUGGUGUUGAUACAGAGGCAUUUAAGAAAAUUGCUCUUGAAGAAAAAAGUAAAGGGAAAUGGAUGACAGAUGAGCAAAGACCAUUCUGGGCUGUGUUGUACACUAUCCCUCUAUUUCACAAUCCUACUGGCAUAACUAUGUCGGAAGGCUGCAGUCAAUCCUUAAUACAUAUGGCACGAGAACUGGACAUACUUAUUGCCUGUGAUGAUGUAUAUAACUUACUAUAUUAUGGCAGUAAAGAGUAUCCUCCUAAAAGAUUGUUUGCUUAUGAUACUGAAAUGGAUGGUUAUGAGGGAGGCCAUGUUAUAUCAAACUGCAGUGUUUCUAAGAUUAUGGCUCCAGCACUGAGAGUUGGCUGGCUUGAAGCUCCACCUAGACUGACAAACAUCUUACGAGAAUCUGGUGUGUUAGUCAGUGGUGGAGGAGUCAAUCAGUAUAUGGCGGGAUUAAUCACAAGUGCUAUUAAACUUGGUACUCUAAAGAGUCAUCUUAAUGUACUGAAAAAGACAUUUCAAGAUCGCAUGUUUUCAUUGUGCGAGGUGUUGUCCAAAAAUCUUCCAGAUGGUUGCAGUGCAAGGAGACCAGAUGGAGGCUAUUUUGUGUGGAUUAUUUUGCCAGAAACUGUAGACGCAAAUGAUUUUCUUCCAUGGUGUAAAGAAUAUUACAAAGUUUCUGCUUUACCUGGGAACAUAUUUUCACCUGUAGGAAAAUUCAGAAACUGUAUAAGGCUUGCAAUUUCUUUUCAUGACAAAGAAAGAUUAAGUGCAGCUGGAUACAGACUUUGUCAAGCUCUUACAGAAUACUUUAAAAUCAAUUCUAUAGUUGUUUAGCAUAUUACAAAAAACAUUAUGUUGACUAACAAUUUUGUCAAGCACUUAGUAAAAUCUGGUAAGACUUAUUGGGAAUGUUGUGAGUGGAAAUUUUAAGUGUGUUUACAUAUAAAAUAUACAACAGCAUGGACAGUGCAAUGUAAAGGGUAUCAUAUAUAGAAUAAAGAAAGCUACUAA